AUGAAGAUCGAAAACGAAGCGGAUCCUUACGUGUGGUUUGCCGACUGUCUGGGACCUGAGCCACAGGACUGGAUGAAGGACGUGGGGCUGGAUUGGUUCGACGAGGAACUGUUGGGCCGACCCGAAUCGCCCGCGCCGUCGGCACCAGUGCCACGACCCGCGGCCGCGGAAAACGGAGGUGACCACCGGAGAUACCUAGGUGGUGGUUACCCGUCGUAUACCAUCGAGUCGUCCGCGUGGCUCAUCCAACAACACCAACGGUCGGCCGACUCCGGCGACGACAACGACGAAGACGACUCGUUGCCACCGCCCGUCUUGCCACCCAUGAUACCCGGCACCAGGAGUUUUUCCGACCAACUGCACAGGAUCCGGAAACCAUACGCCCUAGGCUCACCGCCGUCCACCUCAGCCUCUGGAUUAUUGGAAGUCCAAGAUUUUGAUUCAUUUGGACACACAAUUAUGGCCGACGAAGAAGUUUGUUUUGACAUACCAUUUUUAACGAAUGACCAGGACGAUAAAUCGUUUCUUGCUUCAGAAAAUCAGGUGGUGAUGGCCAAAGACGACUGUGAUGCCAUAAUGUUUGACACAUUCUUGGAGCCAAUGUACCAAGGCAAUCCCUGCGACGGAGUGUUGGCGUGCGAAUGGGAAGGGUGCACGGUAAAAGUCGAUGGGCCAGGUCAAGAACCGCUGGUGCGGCACAUCGAGAAACUACACGUGGACACCGCUCCCCGGGGCGCCUGCGCGCAGUACACGUGCCAGUGGCGGGGCUGCCCCAGGCGCGUGCGUCCGUUCAACGCCCGGUACAAGCUGCUCAUACACAUGCGAGUGCAUUCGGGCGACAAGCCCAACAAAUGCACGUUUGCUGGCUGUCCAAAAGCAUUCUCUAGGCUAGAGAAUUUAAAAAUUCAUCAGCGGUCGCACACCGGUGAAAAACCAUAUUCUUGUCAAUUUUUGGGUUGCUCAAAAGCGUUCAGUAACAGUUCGGAUCGAGCGAAACACCAAAGAACACACUUCGAACAGAAACCUUACGCUUGUACUGCAAGUGGAUGUAACAAACGGUACACUGAUCCGAGUUCACUUCGAAAACAUGUGAAAAACCAUUCGCCACAACCAUCUACGAAGCAUUGGUCCAAAAACAAUAUUUUACCUAAACCUCACAUUCAAUCGGAAUUGGCCAGUACGACAAACACUCAGACAAUACGUUAUCCCGAUGAAAAACAGUUCAAAAUCAAGUUAGAAAAGCCUCAAUGGUAA
Molecule: messenger RNA, 1254 nt
Organism: Macrosiphum euphorbiae (potato aphid)
Lineage: Eukaryota; Metazoa; Arthropoda; Insecta; Hemiptera; Aphididae
Source: the annotation of a GenBank genome assembly